CAUCGUCGCCUUGCGGAUGCAGCCGAUAAUCCCUCCGCCGGAGAUCCCGAAAGAUCCUGAUCUUGAAGGGUUCCAGAUUCACCGAGAUUCAGACUAUUAUGAGUGGGAUUCCGCGAGGUCAGCUCGCGGAUUCAUGAAAACCAGACUUAUUUAGGUGCAACAUACAGGCGUUCUGCAUGGCAAGAGCCUGCUGUUUGAUGAAGUUGCAAGAAAGAAGAACAUGUGCUAAUUGGAAGUUUCCUGCUUGAACAUUCUUAGUCUCUUUGCCCUCUUGGCAUCAAAUGACGAUCAAGAAAAGUUACUUUCUACCAGGGAAUCACCUGUGCCCAUGCCUGAUCCCAUGUGUAGCUCCACUGUGCCCCAACAUUGUGGUGAAAUUCGGUCGUCGGAGAUGGAGACAGUUAUCCACGUGGAACAUGUCACGGGACAAAUUUUUGAUGAUGAUGAUGAACAGAGCAAUUUGAUUUGCUCCGAUCAACGACAGUGUCGGAUUUGCCUAGAUAUUGGAGGCGAAGACCUCAUUGCACCCUGCCAUUGCAGAGGCACACAGAAAUAUGUCCACAGAUCUUGUCUUGAUAAUUGGAGGUCAACCAAGGAGGGGUUUGCUUUUGCACAUUGUACUGAAUGCAAGGCAACUUUCCCUUUACGUGCAAAUGUGCCUCCACAACGCUGGUGGUUGAAGUUGAAGUUUCGUUUCCUUGUUGUCAGAGACCAUGUUCUGAUUUUUGUUAUUGUUCAAUUGGUUGUGGCUUUCUUUAGCAUGCUGGUCUACAAGUUCUAUGGUGCAGAACUUCGUGAAAUGUUUGGUUAUGAACAGAACCAUGUUGCUUUUUAUAUUCUGGCAGCUGUGUCUAUCAUCAUGGUUGGGUUGCUUUAUGGAUUUUUCAUAGCCAUGAUAUGUGGGCAUAAGAUCACUGAGCGCCAUUACCAUGUUCUUGCCAAACAAGAGCUAACAAAGGAAUAUGUGGUUGAAAGCCGGGAAGACAAUAAAGAUCCUCCUGAACUUGACUCUGCACAUGUGACAGAGCUAAGGACGUUAGGCCUUUACUGAACGGAAGACGUUUUGCAGCCAACUUUUGGUUGCUUGAGUGUUUACACUUGUUUACAGGAGAAGCUUUUCCAUAGCAGCAUGAUUAUGCCCAUGCAGAAAUUCAAUCCGGGACCAGUUCUUUUGGUUACUUUCAAGAUGGCAGCAGGCCCUGAAGACUUCAAGAGAUGCACAGUUUUCCUUGCAAAUCUUGGUUGGGUGUUUUAUAAAUUUUCUUUCGUUCUUUUAUAUAGUUACGAUAUACAUUAGCAAUAGAAAUUUGUUCUGUAAAUACCUGUGCCAGCAAAAGGUAAAUAUUAGUGGACUGGUAGAUGAACACAGCCGUCGGGCGAUAUUCAUUUCUGAAGAUGUCGAAGACAUGUCUCUGUAUCCAGUUCCUUCAGUGCUCGAGAAAAAUUGAUACCAAAAAAUUGAUUUUUUUUUUUCACAUACAAUUUCCAAUUUUGUGAUGCUAAAGUUGCAGAAUUGAUGUCACCAGAAUUUAUGCCUAAGGAUCCUGUAGUCCGCACCUCUGUAACGUAUGCUAAACAUGGUUUACAGAGUUGACAUGGGCAGGCUAAUAACAGAUGGUACUCAGAUUCAGAUUCUGGCAUA
Messenger RNA from Nymphaea colorata (pocket water lily), 1642 nucleotides. Its product is annotated as probable E3 ubiquitin ligase SUD1. NCBI's taxonomy places the organism in Eukaryota, Viridiplantae, Streptophyta, Magnoliopsida, Nymphaeales, Nymphaeaceae. Gene Ontology annotation, molecular function: zinc ion binding. The record is from RefSeq and is a predicted model, not a curated record. The coding region runs from base 329 to 1051 and encodes 240 amino acids. The transcript is spliced from 9 exons.